Messenger RNA from Sitodiplosis mosellana (orange wheat blossom midge), 814 nucleotides. RefSeq lists its product as uncharacterized. Lineage: Eukaryota; Metazoa; Arthropoda; Insecta; Diptera; Cecidomyiidae. The transcript is spliced from 3 exons. The record is from RefSeq and is a predicted model, not a curated record. Bases 104 to 727 code for a protein of 207 amino acids.
UCAAAUUCAUUUAUUCAGUCGCAUGUCAUAAUAAACAAACGUGCGAUGCUAAAUUUUUACGCUGAUUAUUGAUUUGUUUUUGGGAUAUUUACUACUUUAAAUCAUGACAGACAUUUUAAUUGGAGGCGAUGUGAAGAAACUGGAGACAAAUUGCAACAAGAAAUUGAGCGGAUUCGUUGGUAAACUCAAUCAAUAUUCAAAUACGAUGAAGAAACAUUCGGCGGAGCUAAAAUUAAUCGCAGCCGAUUUGGUGGUGAGGUCACAACAAUUGCAAAAACUGGAAAAUAUCAAGCCAGAGAAUUUAAAGUGUUACUCAGUGGACCAACGAGAUAGAGUGCUAUCGGAAAUUUUGUGCCAAGCCAAUGUUCAAGUCAUUACGGCGAAUAGAUUGAUUACGGAGCUCGAGGAUUUCCACAGAGAACUAAAAGCCGAAUACCGAAAUCUCUCCGCUUUGGCCAAUGUUCUACAAAUCACCACAGCCGAAAGUUUUCUUUUAGUUGGCGAUUGCAGACAAAAGCCAAUCACCUACUAUCUUGAAAAUGCUUGUCAAGUGCUGCAUAUCUGGAUGCUAUACCAACGAUCAUUGCACAUUUUGCUCAAUCGAAUUGACAUGAGAAACGAUGAUUCAAUCAGGCAAUUCGAGACAAUGACGCCAAUACCACAGCACCUAUCAGCUAAUCUUGAUCGAUAUUUGCUAUUUUCAACAUUUUUACUCGCACAAAAGUGAGAAUAGAACGAUAUUUAUUACAAUUGUGAUAAUUUUUUACACGACAAACAACAAAACCGACAAAAAUAAACCAUAAAGAAAACAAAA